Messenger RNA from Etheostoma cragini (Arkansas darter), 1852 nucleotides. RefSeq names its product beta-1,3-galactosyltransferase 2-like. The record is from RefSeq and is a predicted model, not a curated record. Gene Ontology annotation, molecular function: N-acetyl-beta-D-glucosaminide beta-(1,3)-galactosyltransferase activity. Gene Ontology annotation, cellular component: membrane. Bases 172 to 1254 code for a protein of 360 amino acids. The transcript has 4 exons. Lineage: Eukaryota; Metazoa; Chordata; Actinopteri; Perciformes; Percidae.
CUCAGACUAAGGCCCAGUGUGCGUGUCUGAAACACUACACCACACAAACCACAAUGCAUUCAUACAGUUCAACUUUCACAUCAACAUCCUCAUUCGUACCUGCUGUCUGUCUAUCUGCUAGUUCGCCGUAGCUGUCACAACAGUAGGAAAUCAUUUGCUGCCUUUUUGACAAUGCAGGAGAGCUCUGCUUCCAAAGGUGAAAAGACUUCAGGGACAAGACGUGGACGAUUGUUGUGUCUUUGGAUACUGUCACUCGUGAUGGUAACGUUAAUUAUGUUCUACAAUUCAAGCGCCAAUGUAUCAUGGCCUUUGAAGUUUUGGACUACACACUCACAUUCAAGCCAAUCUUACAACGUUAUGACCACGAGUACUUUGAGUACUACAGUCCACAGUGUCUCCCCAGAUCCCACUUCGGCGUACUUUGUCGCGUACCCGCACCGGUAUGGUUUCGUUUUGGAUGAAGUCCAUAGGUGUCAGCGGGAAAGCCCAUUCUUGGUUCUUAUGAUCCCAGUCGCACCCUACAACAGAGAGGCCCGUGACGUGAUCCGCAACACUUGGGGAAAAGAAACUACUGUGCUUGGCAGAGUGGUCAGCCAUUUCUUCCUGCUGGGACUGUCCAAAGAAGAAGAUGGGACAGAAACCAUUAAAGAGCAAGUGCAACAAGAAAGCCAGAAACAUCAUGACAUUCUCCAGAGUGACUUCUUGGACAGCUACAAUAACCUCACCAUUAAAACCAUGGUGAUGUUCGAAUGGCUCAGCUCCCAUUGCCCCAACACCCCCUACGCCAUGAAGAUCGACUCGGACAUCUUCCUCAAUGUCCACAACCUCGUUGACAUGCUUUUGAAAGCUCCCCGACAUCUCUACAUGACAGGAAUUGUGGCAAGGGGCGCUGCCGUUCUCAGAGACCAUGACUCAAAGUGGUAUCUCCCGGUGUCUGCCUUCCCUGAGUCUAGUUACCCACCGUACGCCCUGGGACUGGGCUAUGUGUUCUCACUGGAUUUACCCAAAAAGAUACUGGAGGCGUCUGCUCAUGUUAAAGCUGUUUACAUUGAAGAUGUGUACGUAGGACUGUGCAUGAGGCAUUUGGGAAUCGCACUGACAGAUCCUCCUAAUGGUAGUUUGUUCAGGACAUAUAUGCCUGAUGGGGCAAGCGACUGUUACUGGACCUCUGUCAUUACAACGUUGCUGCAGAACUCCAACCAACUUUCAGUUGUAUGGGGAAUAUAUACGACUCAAGCACAAAGUGGCUGUUAAAACUUUUGCCUGUGCCAGACUAAAAAACCUAUGCAACUGCAUGGCCCUGUUGCACAACCCAGCAGUUCCAACACCACUCACUUUACAUCCUAAAGUGCCGCCUAGAUGAUAUUUUUUUUCAUCAUUGAAAUACGAUGGUGACUUUUGAUAUCUCUUCAACAGAGAUAGUGAGACUGAUAUACAUUUUCAGGCUAAUCUACAUGGGUUUAUAUCUUAGGUGUUUGCAAAGAUUGCACAAAUGACUGUAAAUACAUCAAUCAUUUUAACAUUUUUAAAACUAGUAAUGCAUAAGCUUUCGUGAAUGACUUUUACCACUGAAAACACCCUCAGAGGAAGAGGUCAGCCUUACGCAACCGAUGAAUGACAUGCAGUAGACAGUUUACACAGUCUGCUGCUGAACAAGCUGUAGUUAUUACAACUCUGGAAUUAUCUGAAUAAUCACGACAUUAAUGGCAUUGACUGUCAACAAUACCAGAAUAUUCCCCAGCAAAUGAACUUAUGUACAGUGGCAGCCUCGGCUGAAGACAGAACAGCAUGAUAGCGUCACUGAAUAUGACGUGAAACAUAUUUUACCCCCUACCUUGGUUGUUCCAACUAA